Messenger RNA from Psilocybe cubensis, 1206 nucleotides. RefSeq lists its product as uncharacterized. The transcript has a single exon. The record is from RefSeq and is a predicted model, not a curated record. The coding region runs from base 1 to 1206 and encodes 401 amino acids. Lineage: Eukaryota; Fungi; Basidiomycota; Agaricomycetes; Agaricales; Agrocybaceae.
AUGGUUAACAACAAUGGAGUUUACCGUCGCAAUGCUGAUAAAACCUGGCUGCAUACCGAUCCUUACUCCGCCACUCCAAACUUAUCUGGUCGACCGACCUCAGUCGACUCAUCUUGCCCUUCUUCUGCUGGAUCUGCAGCUCAGUUCUACGCACAGGAGACAGGUAUCUACAUACCAUCGCCUGGAUCAGGCAGUCCUGAUAGAGAUGUCCGCCGACCGCAUAUUCCUCUUAGAGAUUCAAUUGGUCUAUCGGAUUAUGAGGGCGGGCCUAGGCGGCAUUUGAUUCCACCUCCAACAAAGAUCAUCACUCCGGCUGAGCGUCGCGCACCACCUAUGACGCCAAGGUUGACCGAUGCAAACCUGGCAGCCCAUACCAGGACAACUUCGCAACAGUUCAAAGCACCUCGCUAUAUUCCAAGUGUAGCUACGUCCGUAUCAGUGUAUAGCCAGGAAAGCGCGCCCCGCAGCCACCAUCAUUUGCAGUAUUAUGCUAAUAUGGAGACUACUGCGGAGGUUCCGAUUGGGCGUCGCCCUGGUCAAAUUCCUAAUCAUAGUGACUCUAGCUCUGAUGGUCAUUCAAUACCCAUCAUGAGAACAACAGCACCUACCAGGCCUCAUCAAUCCGACAGGCAGCAAGGUUUUCCUUCUUUCGUGCACAACACAGCGCUUCCUCGCGAUUCUCGCUCCUUGAAUGCGCAUGAUUUCCCCAGUGCACCACCUAAGGAAUAUAAGGUGGUUAGAUAUGCGAUGGAGAGCCAGGUGUACACACCAGACCCCCAUUUUAUAUCGUAUAUUCCUGCUGGUCCAACUGCGGCAUCUAAUGUCAACGUCGCACACCCUGGUAUCCGAAACUAUGUCUCCAAGCGCGGGAAUGCAAAACAAAAACCUUCCGCGUCGACAUCUUCCAAUAUCUAUGAGGCGUCGUCCGCGUCUGCGUCUGUUCGAUCUUUACCAGCUAUUCCAGGUCGCAAUGAACACUAUCAGCUCCGCAGGAAGCAAAACAGAAACCUUUCCAUGGAUGGAGAGACACAAUCUCUUCACUCUGCUAAGUCUGCGAUAGUGGCGCCGUCGGCCAGUAAACGGUUCCUCAGCUUGUUCCGCUUCCGCCGCUUCUUGCCAGGUGGGAACAAGAAAAAUUGCAGGAAUAAUUUCUCUAAACUCGAUCUCGAUGGAUACGAGGUUAAGCGUUACUUCGCUAAAGCUUAA